GGAUAUUGGGGCACAAGCACUUUGCCGGGAAUUUUGAUUUCGAGAGUUUAUUUAUAUAUUAUACGAAUUAUCGGUGAUAUUAUUACAGAAUAACAAUGAAAAUGCAUAAUCAAGGAGUUAAAGUAGUAAAAUGAUUUUCAAUGAAAUAUAAUGGAGUUUGAGUCGCAUGGAAAAAUGACUGAACGUCUUUGAAUUUUGGAAAAUUCACAUAUUAUCGCUCAUACAGUUUAUAAAUCAGUAUGCAGAGGGAACUUAGUAGCUUCCCCAUUCAACCCUCUUUGAUGUCAAAACUUACAAAAGCUGGAUUUACUACUGUAGAAGAUCUCACUGAUUUGAAACCACUUCAACUGAGUCAAGAACUGUCAAUAUCUAAUGAAGAGGCUCUGGAUCUACUGAACCUUGUGCGAGGUGAACAUCCAUCCAAAUUGAAACUUAAACAGACAACAAGUUUUACAGCUUUUGAUAUGCUUCAGAAUGAAGAGAGCCAGCAAUGUAUUGUAACAUUCUCAGAGCAACUUGACAAUAUGCUUGGUGGGGGGCUCCCAGUUUGUAAGAUUACAGAAUUCUGCGGUGCUCCUGGUGCAGGGAAAACCCAAAUAAGCAUCCAGUUGUCUGUUGACGUUCAGAUCCCUACUUGUUUUGGUGGGCUACAGGGUGAGGCUGUUUAUAUUGAUACAGAGGGGAGCUUUGUCGCAGCUAGGGCUGCAGAUAUUGCCAAAGCUACAGUGGAGCAUUGCAGUAAUAUUGCACAGGCUGAGAAUAAUGAAGAACAGCUGAAGUCAAUGGAGGCAUUCACUUGGGAAAGUGUCUUAGCAGGAAUUCACUACUAUAGGUGUAAUGACUAUCUACAACUGCUAGCUACAGUUCACCUUCUACCAGAAUUUCUCACUCAACAUCCAAAGGUCAAGUUAAUUGUAGUUGACAGUAUAGCAUUCCACUUCAGACAUGAUUUUGAUGACUUCUCACUGAGGACCAGAAUCCUGAAUGGCAUGGCACAGAGCUUUAUUAAACUUGCAACUCAGCUGAAUCUAGCAGUUAUGCUGACGAACCAAAUGACGACUCGAGUGAACGCAGAUGGAGGGUCACACCUCACCCCUGCUCUGGGAGAAAGCUGGGGGCAUGCAAGUACCAUCAGGGUGAUACUAUACUGGCGAGAUAGACAGAGAUAUGCAAGACUAUACAAGUCACCCUCAAAGCAAGAUAUGACAGUGCCAUUCCAAGUGACAUUGGGCGGAAUCAGAGAUGUGAAAACAAGUGAAGACCAAAGUCAUAAUAUGCAAGGUGCCAGUACAUCACAACAUAAACCUCAGUCCAAUUAUGAACAAAAUACAAAUGAACAUAAUACUAAGAAUGCCCAAUAUCAGACAGCAUCAUCUAGUGAACCUUAUCAUACUGGGGGUACGGAAAGAGCAUAUGGAAGUGGACAAGAUCGGAAAAGGUCAAGAAUUGAUUCCUGAUGUAAUACUACAUACUUGGUGUAUUUAGACAUCCAUCUUAUGAAAACCUCUGUUGGGUUGGCCAAAAACAAAUUUUAUAAGGAAACCUCACCCAAGAUGGACUGUAUGAGACAAAAUCGCAAGAGGCCAAGAUUUGAUUCCUGGUGUAUUUACAUUUAAUUAGAUAUCAAUUUUAUAAAAUCCUCAGUCUGGUUGGCCAAAUUAAGUAAAACCUCAUCCUAGAUGGACUGUAUAAGAGACAACAU
This is a messenger RNA of Owenia fusiformis, 1702 nucleotides long. The record is from the annotation of a GenBank genome assembly. NCBI's taxonomy places the organism in Eukaryota, Metazoa, Annelida, Polychaeta, Sabellida, Oweniidae.